AACCGUUACAACGUACCAAGAUCGAGUCCUAGACAAUCGGAUCUAAUUUUAACAGCCGGAACAGUAACAAUGAAAAUGGCCCCCUCUUUAGUGAGAUUAUAUGAGCAAAUACCCAAACCAAAAUCUGUUAUUGUUAUGGGAGCUUGUACAAUUACAGGCGGGAUGUUCAGUACCGAUUCUUAUAGUACUGUUCGGGGAGUCGAUAAGCUAAUUCCUGUAGAUGUAUAUUUGCCAGGUUGUCCACCUAAACCGGAAGCGAUUAUCGAUGCUAUAACAAAACUUCGUAAGAAAAUAUCUCAAGAACUCUAUGAAGAUCGAAUUAGGUCUCAACGAGCGAAUCAGUGUUUUACUACCAACCACAAGUUUCAUGUUCGACGCAGUAUUCAUACGGGAAAUUAUGAUCAAAGAGUUCUUUAUCAACCACCAUCUACUUCAGAGAUCCCUGCAAAAAUCUUUUUCAAAUACAAAAAUUCAGUAUCUUCCGCUGAAUUAGUGAAUUAG
Messenger RNA from Solanum stenotomum, 501 nucleotides. Its product is annotated as NAD(P)H-quinone oxidoreductase subunit K, chloroplastic-like. The record is from RefSeq and is a predicted model, not a curated record. Gene Ontology annotation, molecular function: NADH dehydrogenase (ubiquinone) activity; quinone binding; 4 iron, 4 sulfur cluster binding. The annotation marks the transcript as partial. NCBI's taxonomy places the organism in Eukaryota, Viridiplantae, Streptophyta, Magnoliopsida, Solanales, Solanaceae. The transcript has a single exon. Gene Ontology annotation, biological process: electron transport coupled proton transport; aerobic respiration.